Molecule: messenger RNA, 1867 nt
Organism: Drosophila kikkawai
Lineage: Eukaryota; Metazoa; Arthropoda; Insecta; Diptera; Drosophilidae
Gene: mts
Product: protein phosphatase 2 catalytic subunit mts
Biological process (GO): mitotic cell cycle
Cellular component (GO): cytosol
Molecular function (GO): protein serine/threonine phosphatase activity
Source: RefSeq, a predicted model, not a curated record
CGGUCACACUGUAUUCCAUCGCGCGGUCACACUGCUUUGUAAAUCGUGUCGUCGUCGCUUUGUGAACAAAAAAUUCGAGGAAAUUGCCCGAAUCGACGAAGUAUCUGCCUAAUUCGAUUGGGCACGAGCACACCUGUGUGCAGCUAAACGGAGUGAAUACGCGACUGGCCGUCGAGCUUCAACGAAAGUUGACAUUUUUCCUGCACCCCCGAGUUGAAAAAAGCCGUCAAAAUUGAAUCGACAAAGAUUGACGAGACUUUUUCUUCCACUACAACUGCAAUGGAAGAUAAAGCAACAACAAAAGAUCUUGAUCAAUGGAUUGAGCAGUUAAAUGAAUGCAAUCAGUUGACAGAAACACAAGUUCGCACUCUCUGCGACAAGGCCAAGGAGAUCCUCUCCAAGGAGUCUAACGUCCAAGAGGUAAAAUGCCCCGUGACAGUGUGCGGCGAUGUGCACGGUCAGUUCCACGAUUUGAUGGAACUGUUCCGCAUAGGCGGCAAGUCACCGGACACCAACUACCUGUUCAUGGGCGACUAUGUGGACCGUGGCUACUAUUCCGUGGAGACUGUUACCCUGCUGGUGGCCCUCAAGGUACGCUAUCGUGAGCGCAUCACCAUUCUGCGCGGCAACCACGAAUCGCGCCAGAUCACACAGGUCUAUGGCUUCUACGACGAGUGUCUGCGCAAAUAUGGCAAUGCCAACGUUUGGAAGUACUUCACGGAUCUGUUUGAUUACUUGCCACUGACGGCACUGGUCGAUGGGCAGAUCUUUUGCCUGCACGGCGGCCUCAGUCCCUCGAUCGACAGUCUGGAUCACAUUCGGGCCUUGGAUCGUUUGCAGGAGGUACCGCAUGAGGGUCCCAUGUGCGAUCUGCUCUGGUCUGAUCCCGAUGAUAGGGGCGGCUGGGGUAUUUCGCCCCGAGGCGCUGGUUACACCUUUGGACAGGACAUUUCGGAAACCUUUAACAACACAAACGGCCUGACACUCGUCUCGCGUGCCCAUCAACUGGUAAUGGAGGGCUACAACUGGUGUCACGAUCGCAAUGUGGUCACAAUAUUCUCAGCGCCAAACUAUUGCUACCGCUGUGGCAACCAAGCGGCCCUCAUGGAACUGGAUGAUUCACUUAAAUUUUCAUUCCUACAAUUUGAUCCAGCACCACGUCGCGGUGAGCCUCAUGUUACGCGAAGAACACCCGAUUAUUUCCUUUAAGCUGGAUCGCUCGCACCUAUGCAGCUUUACAUUAACACAUAUUUACAUCGCAUAACAACAACAACAACAACCAGAACCGAAAAAACAAACAAUAUAUUAAUAUAUACAAAUCCAACAAAUGGCAAAAACAAAAAAAAAAUACAAAAAAACACCAUAAAGAACCCGAAACUAAAAACCUCGAUGCAUUUGUUUUGUGGCUGAGAUAUUGUAUAAAAAAAAAAGAAAAGGAAAGCAAAUUUAACCAUAACAGACGCGAGAACAUACAAAAUGCAUUGAAAAACAGUUUAUUGUUUGUUGUUGGCGUCGCCAGCGGGGGCGGCGUGCAUGGAAAGUUAUAUCAAAGAUAAAUUGGGGAGAAGCAGGAGCAGGAGCAGUAUAUACAGAGCCGCUGAUACAAUCCAAUCCAAUCAAACCUACCAACCAAGCAGAAGCAACCCGAAGAACUACAACUACUUAGCUAAAAUUGUUAAUUUAUAAAAAUAACGAACUAAGCGCCGCAAGCAGAAAGCCAGAGAAGAAGAAGAGGAGGAGGAGGACCAUAACCAGUAGGCAGGAAUGAUGGAUGGAUGCAUGGAUGGAUUAUGACGUGACGUGGAUGUGUGUGCAUGGGGUUGCGGACGGGUUGGACGACAGACGAACGCCAGGACGAGCAGCAGUA